Ahaetulla prasina is the source of this 3030-nucleotide messenger RNA. RefSeq names its product transmembrane protein 41A (gene TMEM41A). The record is from RefSeq and is a predicted model, not a curated record. Bases 861 to 1640 code for a protein of 259 amino acids. The transcript is spliced from 5 exons. Lineage: Eukaryota; Metazoa; Chordata; Lepidosauria; Squamata; Colubridae.
AUAAUGAAAGCCCUUCCCUCAUCACCGAGAUGAAGAGAGGCCCUUUUUGGAAACAUUCCCCUCGCUCGGUCCCGCGCAGUUGGAGAUAGCUCGACCCACGGCUCGCCUCGUUCUGGCAGUUCGCACAGACCUUCCUUUCGGUUUACUUCGCCGACAUCAGACAGGCACCCUGAACGUGACUUCCUAGACCCAAACCAAACGCAUUCUGGUUCAAUAUAACUCGUCCUGGCUUCCAAACUCUGAUUUUAUGGUUUGUGAGUCUAUGUGCUUUAAGCUGUUAUUUGAAAUGGCAUGAUUUAACUUAGCCCAUGUCUUUUAAGUGGCUGUUCUUUUGGGCGCCUCUAAUGCUUGGAGAGGAAUCGUCUGUUAAGCAGAUCCGAUCUGCUCGUUUUCGUUUACUCGUUCAUUUAUUAAUUAAAAGGGCGGCCUACAACCGAUAAAACCACAGAAUCAGCAGCAAUACAAUUAAAAACUUUUCCCGAGAUUAGCCCAGGCACAGCUCUGACGUCUCUGGGCGAAGAACCAUCAACGGCAGUACACGACAGUACAACAGUACAACAGGCAGCACACGACAAAAGCAGCGUUUCUCAACCUCACAAUGAAUGUUUAAUGCUGGGACUUGAAGUUUUAAGAUGUAGAUCUUACAAAAGUUGUCGAAGUUGGGAAACCAUGCUAGAGGGAAUGACGGACCAAGCUCCUGCACGUCCUCUUAGCACAGGAAGUUUCGCCAUUUAUUGUAAUCUAUGGAAGGAAGGAGAAAUCGUGUCACUCGCCGGAGUGGGAGUAUGCGGUUCAUCGGCCGUUGCCUUUAGUUCCUGCUUCUCUGUUGUUCCUCUUGAUCUCCCUUAUGAGCGGCGGCGAUGCGGUCGUUGGUGGGGUUCUUGCUGAUCCUGGCAGCGGCCACCUCGGGUCUUUAUUUGCUAACUGCCUGGCUGCCUGGAGGGCCGCGCGCGGGAAGCAGGUCAUUAAAAUUCCCUUCAGAUCUAGAGGAAUUACAAGAACUUGCAAAAUUUCUACAGUACUACAAUAAAGAGCACCAUGCAUACGUGAUUCUGCUUUUCUGCAGUGCUUACCUGUACAAACAAACCUUUGCCAUACCGGGCUCUGGCUUUCUGAACAUCCUUGCUGGGGCUCUCUUUGGACCAUGGAUAGGACUUCUGUUAUGUUCUAUUUUGACUUCUGUGGGUGCUACAUGUUGCUAUGGACUAUCCAAUAUUUUUGGGAAAAGCUUUGUUAUCUACUAUUUUCCUGAUAAAGUCGCCAUGCUUCAGAGGAAGGUAGAAGAAAAUAGACAUUCUUUGUUCUUCUUCUUGUUAUUUUUGAGACUGUUCCCCAUGACUCCAAACUGGUUUCUGAAUUUUGCAUCUCCAGUCUUGAACAUCCAUGUGACUCAGUUUUUCUUCUCUGUUCUCAUAGGAUUGACUCCCUAUAAUUUUAUCUGUGUCCAAACAGGCUCUGUACUUUCACAGAUAUCUUCCCUGGAUAACAUUUUAUCCUGGAGUAACUUAUUCAAGAUGUUGGCUAUAGCCAUGAUGGCAUUAAUCCCUGGGACUCUUAUUAAAAAAUUCAGUCACAAACAUCUCAAUUUAGAUAAAAGUGAACAGAAAAGUCACUUGCUGAAUGGAAGGAAAUGCAACUGAAUAGACCACCCCUAAAUAGAUAUCAUUCUAUUUAAGGGAAUUCUAUUUAAGGGAGAAUUGGAAAAAUAGCUAUUUUGAAUCAGCAAUUCUGUUGUCAUUGAACUUUGGACUUAUCGCUGUUUUAGGCAUCUUCUUUUGCUAAUGUAUAAAGAGUCUUUAAAAAUGAUCCAGUUUAUCCAGAAGUCAGAAUUUGAGGGGCCAAGUGGACCUGCAUCUGUUGAUUUGAGGAAAUUAAAUCCUAGCAUCACUCAGGAAGUAAGCCUGAAAUUGCUUGCCAAAUGAAUAGCAUUUGUUUUGCACAUGAAACAGUUACAAUUUGGGCCAAAUAUUGAUUUGUUUAAAUAAUGGCAAAGAAUUGUUUUUCCUCCCAAUGUGAGGAAUACAGUGAAGUUUUGUAUUAUUUCCUUUCACCUGUUGGAAUAUCACAAAGAAGAAAAAUGAUAUGGAGGGAGCUACCGCCAUGCAGGAAUGGCUUGCCUUUUAUCUUUCCCUUUAUUAAAAUGUUGAAUAAGUAUCUUAUUUUAUGAUUUCCUAUAUAAGGUAACAUGAAAUGUCUGUGGGGCCUAGAAGAUUUCAGGUUAAGUCUGAAGAAAUUUUCUAACAGUGUGCUCUAUAGAAAAUUACAUUUUUCACUUUGCAGAGUAAAAUCUUUAUCUUUACAUAAUUGUUAUAUUAAGCAGAAAAGAAUAUACUUUGAGUAUAAUAAUUGAAAUUGUUAUAUUACUUAUUUGUUCAAUCCAGUGUUUCAUAGUUGGGAAAAUCCUAUUUUAAUAUGGCCCUUGUUCUUAAUCCAAGUGUUAGUUAACUCCAUAUUGCCCUGAAUUUCCUAUUUGAAAAUGGCCUUGGUCUUGCUUGUCUCUGCAUCAAGUUGCAGCUUCAGAAUUCAGGAAAGAUCCUUACUUCAUUCUUUUUGUACUACAACAAAGAAAUGGAUAGAAGAUAAGACAUUAAGGAAAGUGAUAAAGUUUUGUUUGCCUGAUGUCCACAGUGAUGCAAGUUUGCCAUUUUAGAAAUCAAGCAUUUUAGAAAGAAAGCAAGCAGAAGGUUCACAAUCAGUUACUGGAUUUUCUGUGAAUAUUCCCCUAGUUUAUUUGAGGUGAUCUUUUUUAUACUUUAAACCAGAAGUGGGAAACAAUGGCCCCUUUAUGACUUGUGGAGUUCAACUCCCACAACUUUUUGACUUGUGGACUUCCAUGGCUGGCUCGGGAAUUCUGGGAUUGAAGUCCACAAGUCAUAAAGGGGAUAGCAUUCCCCACCCCUCCUCUAAACAGAUGUUAAUACUGUAUUAAAUGUAUCCCUCGUCUUAGCAAACCUCUUAGGGUGGUUUCUGUUAAAUCUUUGUACAUGUGGUGUGCCAAGAAAACAGUAAUAAAAGAUGAUCUGAAAAAUA